Aspergillus caelatus is the source of this 1884-nucleotide messenger RNA. Its product is annotated as Zn(II)2Cys6 transcription factor domain-containing protein. Bases 13 to 1884 code for a protein of 623 amino acids. The record is from RefSeq and is a predicted model, not a curated record. Gene Ontology annotation, molecular function: DNA-binding transcription factor activity, RNA polymerase II-specific; transcription cis-regulatory region binding; zinc ion binding. Gene Ontology annotation, biological process: positive regulation of transcription by RNA polymerase II. Gene Ontology annotation, cellular component: nucleus. Lineage: Eukaryota; Fungi; Ascomycota; Eurotiomycetes; Eurotiales; Aspergillaceae. The transcript has 2 exons.
CGUUGACCAGAUAUGCCUAUGCAACCUUUAAUAAAAAGCAAUGUAAACCAACCCAGAAUUCGUCGUACCCACUCAGGUUGUCGACCAUGCCGUAAAAGAGGAAAGCGGUGCGACGAGGCAAGGCCAAGCUGCCAGGCCUGCAAAAGGCUGUCACUGGAUUGUAACUAUGGUAUCGACUAUACUUUCCGUAACUUGGACGGGGCACUGUUCCAGCGGCAGCCAGCAGGUCAAACAACCUCAACUCGAUCAAGCCCGAUUUCGAAACGGAGUACGGCGAAGCGUGUGCUAGACCCUAAAAUCAAGAUUGGCAUGCUCAAUCACCUGAGCAGACUGGAGACUCCUAGUGUACCACUAACUGUUAGCACGUAUCAUGAGAUAGAGGUCAGAUACUUGAACCAUUUCCAAACCCAUGUGCGCCAUCUCCUUCCGGCAGCUUCUCUGGAAUUUAUCAACAGAUCCCUGCAAUCACCGGCAUUGCGAUUCGCUGUGCUUUGCAUAUCAGCAUCCAACCUCUCGAUGCUCAACUCAGGAGUCCAGAAUCGCAUCUUACCAAAUGAUAGCCGGAAAUCUGUUCACAGUCCACUCGUCAAUGGCUUGCAUCACAGUUUUGCCCAGAAAUAUCACGAUCUGGCGUUCUGGAACUGCCGGGCUGCGGAGGCAGAUGAAAUAAAAAAUGAAGCACCUGCCUUACUUGUUGCGCACGUUCUUCUGGCUUAUUAUCACCAUGCAUCGACCGAUCAUUUACAAUUUCGAAUCGCCGUGAGGGAUGCUGUCCGAUUCGUUUUGCAGAGCAGAACGAAUAUCGUCGAUUCUGCAGAUGGUGUUGACUCCUUGCAAAUGUGGUACCGUCUCUGCACAUCUCACCGACCAGCGAAGCCACCUGCUCUCCUCCUUGAAGGGGAGGGAGCUAGUUCCUUUGUGCCAAAUCUCCUUCCGGAUGUUACUGAGCAUCUCUAUCUCAACUGUAUUUUGGGCAUGAGUGUAAAUGACCUCAUUCAUGACAUCCUUAUCAAGACACUUGAAAUCCGGACAAAGCUGAUGGUGUUUCGUUGCGUAGCAGCCAUCCGUCAGGUCUCUGAGACAUCGAGAGACAUUGGUCCUCUUGCCCAUGAGAUGAUGAAUAAAAUGCUAGGACGAGAAUGUGGACCGGAUGAAUAUGUGGAAGCCCGCGAUAGCUUUGUCCGCGGCUCAAAUCUACUAGGUCUGUUGGAUGUGCAAAAAGAACGCCUGAAGGUGUGGCGAUCUCGACUCAGUCCGGGCCAGUUGCAAACACAAUACGGCUCUAUUUCCAGUAUACAAAGCCAAGGGAGCCCUGAAGAUUCACAUUUACUCACUAGCCAACGUAUUCAGAACCAUCGAGAUGUCAUGAACGCCUUGUACUGUUUACUGUGCGAAAUGACAUUCGAAGAAGCCAAGCAAGCUUUCACGUCGCACCACACGUCUACAGUUGUUGGAAUCGAUCCUUCAAAUCCGAUUGCCAACAUGGCUUACAGCGCAUACCAUAUUGCUGAUAGUCUUAAUCUUGCCGUGUCAAAUACGUCGGACGUUUACACGAUGAGUCUAGCGGAGGUAUUGCUGCAACUUGUGUUUCUCUGGCGUUCGGAUGAGCUGUUUCACUACAUUCUGGAUAUUCUGUGGCCACGGCUUGAGGCACAUGGGAGGGGAUAUGAGCACUCCCACUACCCUACGCAUCUUGUCAAGAGGAUUAUAACUCAAGCUGCAGUAUACUGGGAGCAGGGUCGAGUUGUAAACUUUGCUCUGCCGGCAGUCGCCGAGGAUACAUCGAAAUUAAAACUGUUGGAUAUUGAUCAUCCGGUGGACCUGGUGGUGUGUGGGUACAACACAGAUGGCAUGUAUUUCAUUGAGAAAGGCCCGCUACCUUGA